AUGGCCAAGCGAGUUGCAGUGAUUGGAGCUGGUGUGAGUGGCCUGUCCUCCAUCAAAUGCUGCUUGGAUGAAGACCUGGCGCCUACCUGCUUUGAAAGAAGUAAUGACAUCGGGGGACUGUGGAAGUUUACCGAGACUUCUAAAGAUGGGAUGACCAGGGUCUACAAGUCAUUAGUGACAAACGUCUGCAAAGAAAUGUCAUGUUACAGCGACUUCCCCUUCCAAGAAGAUUAUCCCAAUUUCAUGAAGCAAGAAAAAUUCUGGGACUACCUCCAAGAGUUUGCUGAGCACUUUGACCUUCUGAAAUACGUUCGGUUUAGAACCACAGUGUGCAGCGUAACAAAGCGUCCUGACUUCUCCGAAACUGGUCAGUGGGAUGUUGUCACAGAGACAGAGGGGAAGCUGGACAGAGCUAUCUUUGAUGCUGUCAUGGUUUGCACUGGACACUUCCUGAAUCCCCGUUUACCUUUGGAGUCAUUUCCUGGAAUCCAUAAGUUUAAAGGCCAGAUCCUGCACAGUCAAGAGUACAAGAUCCCAACAGGCUUUCAGGACAAACGCGUCUUAGUGAUCGGUCUUGGGAACACUGGAGGGGACAUUGCAGUGGAGCUCAGUCGAACUGCAGCUCAGGUUCUUCUCAGUACUAGAACUGGUACCUGGGUCAUCAGCCGCUCUUCAAAUGGGGGCUACCCAUUUAAUAUGAUGACUACAAGACGACGCCACAAUUUUACUGCACAAGUUCUGCCUUCAUGUGUACUAAAGUGGAGUCAAGAGAGGGGCUUGAAUAAAAGAUUUGAUCAUACGAAUUAUGGACUAAAUAUUACUAAGGGGAAAAAACCAAAAACAAUUGUGAAUGAUGAGCUGCCAACCUGUAUCCUCUGUGGGACAGUCACUAUGAAAACCAGCGUGAAGGAGUUUACAGAAACCUCUGCUCUCUUUGAAGACGGGACAGUGGAAGAAAACAUCGAUGUUGUAAUCUUCACUACAGGAUACACCUUUUCUUUUCCCUUUCUGGAAGAACCUCUCAAAAGCCUUUGUACAAAGAAGACAUUCCUGUAUAAGCUGGUCUUUCCCUCAAACCUAGAGAGGACAACACUGGCUAUGAUUGGCUUCAUCAGCCUUACAGGAUCCAUCUUAGCAGGCACAGAGCUCCAAGCACGAUGGGCCACAAGAGUAUUCAAAGGACUCUGUAAGAUACCUCCAUCUCAAAAACUGAUGGCUGAGGCUACGAAAAAGGAGCAGCUCAUAGAAAGGGGUUUGAUGAAAGAUACCAAUGGAGACAAACUUGACUACAUUUCCUACAUGGAUGAACUCGCUGCCUGCAUAGGCACGAAGCCCAAUGUCCCACUUCUGUUCCUCAAGGAUCCCAGACUAGCUUGGGAAGUUUUCUUCGGACCAUGUACUCCUUACCAGUAUCGCCUAAUGGGCCCUGGAAAAUGGGAUGGAGCCAGAAAUGCCAUCCUGACCCAGUGGGACAGGACACUGAAACCCUUAAAAACUCGAAUAGUUCCCGAUUCCUCCAAGGCUGCCUCCAUGUCACAUUAUUUGAAAGCUUGGGGGGCACCUAUCCUGCUCGCCUCCCUUCUACUGAUCUGUAAAUCUUCACUCUUUUUGAAAUUGGUGCCAGAAAAACUAUGGGACAGAAUUUGUCCUUACUUAAUAAGUAUUUGGCGAGGAUAA
This is a messenger RNA of Lipotes vexillifer (Yangtze River dolphin), 1677 nucleotides long. It is a transcript of the gene FMO4, whose product is annotated as flavin containing dimethylaniline monoxygenase 4. The record is from RefSeq and is a predicted model, not a curated record. Lineage: Eukaryota; Metazoa; Chordata; Mammalia; Artiodactyla; Lipotidae. Gene Ontology annotation, molecular function: NADP binding; N,N-dimethylaniline monooxygenase activity; flavin adenine dinucleotide binding.